GUUUCUUUUCAAAUUUGUUAUGUCAUAAACAAAGCAUGUACAUUAGAUAUAUAUACUUCACCAUUCUGCUAUAUUCCUUUCUACUCUUGUGAUCCUCUUCUUUCUACUCCAGAGCAUAACAAUAUCAUUAUAGAAGGAACAAUGGACAGAAAGAGAACUAGUAAUGGUAGGAAAAUGAAGACGAUGAAGAGUAACAGGGGUUUUAUGUGCCAGUCACCUGGAUCAACAGCAAUCGUAUGCAUGACUGUUGAUCCAAGGUCAAUUGUCGCUCCAAGAAGGAGUACAAGCCUAGGUAACAACAGUAGGUAUUCUUCUUCAGACAUUGAUGAUCAAAAUGCAAGGUUGAUCAGUGGCAAUGGUGGUAGUUCCGGUAUUAGCAGCAGCAACAGGAACAAACAAUACUCUCUACUUGUUGAUUCAAGAGGUUGUAAGGGUAUCAAUAUGACUACAACUUUUGGUUGUGAUAACCCUCAAAACGUCAAAAGAUCUGUUUUAUCAACAUCAUCAGCUUCAUCUAACUUCACGGCCAGAACAGUUCAACAAAAACCAGAACAAGUCGUCCCCAUUAAUCCCUCCUCGUUCCAGGUCGUAGUUAUGAGGGUUUCUAUUCACUGCCAAGGUUGUGCAGGAAAAGUGAAGAAACAUUUAUCUAAGAUGGAAGGAGUAACAUCAUUCAGUAUAGAUCUUGAAACAAAGAGGGUAACAGUUAUGGGUCAUGUGUCACCAGUUGGGGUACUAGAAAGCAUAUCAAAGGUGAAGAAAGCUGAAUUUUGGAGUACUACUCCUACUACAAGCACCAACAACUCUUGAGUUAUGGGAAAAAGAAGAAGAAGAAGAAGAAGAAGAAGAAGAAGAGGCUUUGUUGAGAAGUUACUUAAUAUGGUUAGGAGGAGGAGAAGAAGUCACAUGGGGUGUGAUGGUGGAUGGAAUGAUAUUAAACUGUAGCAACAAGAAAAAUUUGUAUUUAUCUUCUUGAAUAUCACUACUUUUGGGACAUUGUUAGGUUGGCAUGUGAAUUGGAAGUACUAUUCUCAUAAUAUUAAUGAUAAAUCAUUUUCGGUAUCAGUAUGAGUGGUGAUGAUGUGUAUAUGUUUUCAUGUUCAAGUACUGCUUAUUUGAAGGGAAUUCCCCAUUUGAUCA
Molecule: messenger RNA, 1140 nt
Organism: Papaver somniferum (opium poppy)
Lineage: Eukaryota; Viridiplantae; Streptophyta; Magnoliopsida; Ranunculales; Papaveraceae
Product: protein SODIUM POTASSIUM ROOT DEFECTIVE 3-like
Exons: 3
Coding region: 142-810 (222 amino acids)
Molecular function (GO): metal ion binding
Source: RefSeq, a predicted model, not a curated record